AUGCCUGAGCCAGCAAAGUCCGCGCCCAAGAAGGGCUCCAAGAAAGCCGUCACCAAAGCCCCCGGAAAAGGCAAAGGGAAGCGCAGGAAGAAGAGGACAGAGAGCUACGCCAUCUACGUGUACAAGGUACUGAAGCAGGUCCACCCCGACACCGGCAUCUCGUCCAAGGCCAUGAGCAUCAUGAACUCCUUCGUCAACGACAUCUUCGAGCGCAUCGCCUCCGAGGCGUCUCGUCUGGCUCUCUACAACAAGAGACGCACCAUCUCUUCCAGGGAGAUCCAGACCGCCGUCCGCCUCCUGCUGCCGGGUGAGCUGGCCAAGCACGCCGUGUCUGAGGGCACCAAGGCCGUCACCAAGUACACCAGCUCCAAGUAAAACACUCUCAACGGAUGAAUGAUCCUCCCCUCAGACCUUGGGUAGCAAUAGCGAAAGAUGGUCAGAUCCUGUGCUGCCACUGUACCUGCAUGGCUGGAUUGGGUGAAACAUGUUCACAUUCAGCAGCAUCCCUGUUCGCCCUGGAGACUUUCCUGGUAUUUAUUACAGAAAAAAUAUGGAUGCAACAUCACUACUCAAAUGGUACAAUUGGGUCGGAUAAAUUUGUAAGUGCGCAUGACACUUGUACAAUUGUAUCUAAUGUUGUGAAACCACUGUCAU
Messenger RNA from Entelurus aequoreus (snake pipefish), 654 nucleotides. RefSeq names its product histone H2B-like. Gene Ontology annotation, molecular function: structural constituent of chromatin; protein heterodimerization activity; DNA binding. The transcript is spliced from 2 exons. NCBI's taxonomy places the organism in Eukaryota, Metazoa, Chordata, Actinopteri, Syngnathiformes, Syngnathidae. Bases 1 to 375 code for a protein of 124 amino acids. Gene Ontology annotation, cellular component: nucleosome. The record is from RefSeq and is a predicted model, not a curated record.